AGGAAACUUUCAAACCACGAAUUAUGAGUCGAUUGGAUAGGUCUGGCUGUGUCUGCGAUGCACUUGGCAUCGGUCGAUUCAUGGAGAUGGCCGGACCAAAGAGACGGAUCUUCAGACCUCAGGAUCAUGGGAUGGCUACGGACCUAGGGAAUAUAUAAAGACACGAGUUGCCAGCGUAAAUACAAACAUCUUCAACGUCUUUUCAGCAGCUUCGACAGCCUUCAAUUGAUUGACGAACUUCCCGUUCUUUGAAUAACUCCACCACCACCGAAGCUACAAUCAUGAGCGACACAGCAACCAACCCGGGCGCAAACACCGACACCCACCUUCAUUCCCAGGAACAGCAGCAUGAAUCCCACUCCACGCUCGUACCAUCGAAAAGGUACUUGUGCACUUCAUGCCAGGUUUCCUUUCACGAUGGGCAGGAGCAACGUGUACACAUGAAAGAAGCAUGGCACGUCUACAACAUCAAACGACGAAUAGCAUCGCUUCCACCAAUCCCCCGGGACAUCUUCGAAACCCAGAUCGAGAAGAAGGCCGAAACGAACCGUGAACCCAGUCCCACGCCCAGCAGCAGCGAUUCCAGCAGCGAUGAAGAAGCCUCACAGAUCGAAUUCUCGCGCCUCACAUCCCCUUACCUCUGUCUUUUCUGCUCUGAAUCCUUUCCUACUUCCUCUGAGGGCUUCUCCUCUAACCUCUCACACAUGCGCACCGUGCACGGCCUAUCCAUCCCCAACGCAGGAGCCGUAUCAGACCUCCAGAGCCUAGUGGAGUAUCUAGCCACCGAAGUGAGGAUAUGGCACGAAUGUCUCUACUGCGGAGCUGUCAAGGGCUCCGCCGCGAGUGUCCAGAGCCAUAUGCGGGAUAAAAAUCACUGUCUUUUGAAUCUGGAGAGGGAGCCGGAGUUGAGAGAUUUCUGGGAAAGGAGUCCGGGCUUGUCGGAAGGGGAAGAGGGAAGCGAUGACGGCAAGGAAGAGAAGGGUUUGAAGGAAUUGGAUCUAGAUUCUACGGAUGGCGAGAUUCGACUGCGUGAUGGGAGAGUCAUUGCCUCGAGACAGGCCGCUCCGGAGAUCAAGAAAGCGGUGCGGAAACAACGGGCGCUUGCGGCCUCGGCGAUGCAGGCAUUACCUCCUGGAUCCGAAGAGCAACAAGGCUCAUCCUCGACAUCUUCACCAAGCACGCAACUAACUCACCUCCGCACAUCACGCGAUCUCGCCCAGCGUCUGGACGUCCCGCCGUCACCGCCCCCAAUCACACUUCCCUCGCGCCAACAGCUCUCCCGCCGCGACGAGAUGAGUAUAACGGGUCUUUCUCCACAGCAACAGCGCGCGCUCGUGCUGGCGGAGAAGAAGGCGCAGAGGAGCGAGGCGAUGGCCAGGAGAGCGAGGGACUGGGCAUACGCGCAGGGCAAGAAUAGUCAAAAGUUUGAUCAGUUGGAUAAUGGCAAGGGGAAGUGGGGGAAGCAGAAUCAUAAGUUGAUGCCGAGGUAGAAGGGGUGUUGGUGGCUGUUUUGGGAAAGGCUAGAGGGGGAGAGGGAGAGGGAUGGAUGGUUAGGGAUUUCGGGGAGAAGUUGGCUUUUAGAUAAGGGCUCUGCUCUUGGGGAUACGCGCUUCCUGAGAUCUGCGGAGAGGUUUGGUCUACCGGAAUGUUCAUAUACAGAAUUCGCUUCUCCAAAUGUAUGAAGCGUAUCCGGUUAUGCCAAAAUGAUCGCAUGCGGCCCGAGUUGACCUAUAUGGACCUAUAUCAGACCUUGCACGUGAG
Molecule: messenger RNA, 1761 nt
Organism: Westerdykella ornata
Lineage: Eukaryota; Fungi; Ascomycota; Dothideomycetes; Pleosporales; Sporormiaceae
Exons: 2
Coding region: 282-1490 (402 amino acids)
Biological process (GO): ribosomal large subunit biogenesis
Cellular component (GO): preribosome, large subunit precursor
Source: RefSeq, a predicted model, not a curated record